Messenger RNA from Microdochium trichocladiopsis, 995 nucleotides. RefSeq names its product putative competence/damage-inducible CinA family protein. Bases 124 to 714 code for a protein of 196 amino acids. The record is from RefSeq and is a predicted model, not a curated record. The transcript is spliced from 5 exons. NCBI's taxonomy places the organism in Eukaryota, Fungi, Ascomycota, Sordariomycetes, Xylariales, Microdochiaceae.
AUUUCGAGGUCUUCGAUCCAAUUACGUUCACUCCUCUUCUGGCCUGAAUUCCACUUUCUAUCCAGAUCUUCACGACGCACCUUCUCCUACAUUGAACUCCAGCAACUUUUGCAAGCCGCAGCCAUGGUUGGGCCAAAGGAGUUCCCACCUCUGAGAGUCCGGGCUCUGGCCGCUGAAGUGGUCGCCCUUCUGAAACUGCGCAAAGAGACUGUCAGCGUCGCCGAGACGGCUGCUGGAGGCAUCAUCUCGGCCUCGUUGCUCGCGCAGCCGGGUGCUUCAAAGGUGUUCAAGGGAGGACUGACGCUGUACACCCUCGAGUCAAGAGUUGCGUUCGCCGGCUGGACCCAGGCCGACAUUGACGCCUACCGGGGCCCAACACCACAGGUCGUGCAAGGCCUCGCCGAGAAUGUCCGUGCAAGACUCGGCAGCACGUACACAGUCUGCGAGUCGGGCACCGCAGGCCCGACGGGUGGAAACACGCCGAACCGAACGCCUGGUUACGUCGCCCUGGCCGUCGCCAGCGCGGCCACGACUGACCCCAGCGGGGGAGAGGCCGUCGUGGACACCAAGGAGAUUAGCAACACGGGCAACGGCACCGACCGCGAGGCCAACAUGAUCUCGUUCGCGGAGGAGGCGCUCCGGUUCUUGCUUCAGGUCAUCACGGGGGUCGGUAGUGCACCUGUACCUGCUGGGUCUGGAGGUAGUGCGCUCUGAAAGCGCUGCACCCAGGUAGUUCGUGACUGUUGAAGGCGUCGAGCGGGUGUUUCAGAUUGUCGCGUGUUGUAUCGAGGAAGGCCGAGAUGUGGCUGUCACUAGAUAGCAGCCAGGCUCAACAACCAGAUAUCUGCAUGCCUUUGUGGAAGUUGUGGACGGCUAGGCGCUCACAAGUUGCGAGUCACUCGCGCGAUUGAAAGAUUCCUGCUGUUGUUGAACAGGCAAUAAGGCAGUAGUAGAUUUGUUUGAGAGAAUACUUUAUCGGCCCGAUGAAGUCCGAG